Molecule: messenger RNA, 1320 nt
Organism: Bathycoccus prasinos
Lineage: Eukaryota; Viridiplantae; Chlorophyta; Mamiellophyceae; Mamiellales; Bathycoccaceae
Product: PREDICTED: ST3 beta-galactoside alpha-2,3-sialyltransferase 2-like
Exons: 1
Coding region: 1-1320 (439 amino acids)
Molecular function (GO): beta-galactoside (CMP) alpha-2,3-sialyltransferase activity
Source: RefSeq, a predicted model, not a curated record
AUGAUGCUCUCUGGUGGUGGUGGUUAUGGCGGGAGAAAGGCGCACAACACUUCUGUCGGAGGAGGAGUAAAUGGAGUUUUGUCAUCACAUUACGCGAUCUUUGUUUUCGUCGUAAUCAUCGUCUUCGUUUUAACUGGGAACUACGAGAGCAUAAUGAAGACGAAGAUGAAUGGGAACGGCCCACGGAACGCGUUGGUUGAAAAUUCUUUCACGGGCGGAGACGAGUCCGUGACCGUGCAUUCGUCCUCGUUGUUGGCGAAGGGAGAAGAGAUAUCUAUCGACGACGACGGUGAUGACGGUGGUGACGACGAGGAAGGCAGCGCAGUAGAACGAGAAGUAGAACGAGAAGAUAGUAAUAGAUUCAGUAGCAGCAGUAUUAGUGGCGAUAAUAGUAAUAACGACGGUAAUGGUAACGAUAACGACGUCGACAGCUCCAACAGCAACACACAGUUAUCUGCCAUCGCCGUGGGGAACGGCGCGAGCUUGAGAAACUCUCGGUUCGGACGACAAGUAGAUGCGAACGACGUCGUGUUGCGUUUCAAUCUUUUCAAAACCGUCGGGUUCGAAUCAGACGUCGGCUCGAAAACGACGCACUGGGUGUUAUCGACGAUCAAAGAUCCGAACCAAUUCGACGAAGAGGAGAUUCCAAACUUGAAGAAAUCGCUGCAGCACGUGUACAUUCCGUUUGUUUUUCGAGACUGCAAGCCGCAACAAGUGCGCUGCCCGAGACGAAAAGAUAAAAUUCCCAAACAGAAGCAACGCAUGCACGAGUUGGAAACGAUAGCGACGAACUGGUUAAAGAAGAAUGAUAUGCGUGAUGUAAAAGUACACGCGGUAGAGGCACCACAAGUGGAUACUCUGUACGAAGAGUAUAACUUGAACGAAAAGUUUCCAUCCAUGGGACUCAUGUUUCUCAACUACGCGUGGCGAAAGUUCAAACAGCCGGUGCAGUUUUGCGGUUUUGAUUUUUACAGCGGCUCGCACGAUCAUUAUUGGGAGAGGAAACUGAAAAACGAAACGUGUCACAACAUGAACGACGAAUCGAGAGUUUUGAGCGAGUUUGUAAAGGAGAAUAAAUUGAAAGCGCUCGAUAAAAAAGCGCACGAAAUUUUGAUAAACUACAAAUCACCAGACGAAGCCGAGUACGAUCCGAGGUGUAAGAUUGUCUGCAACACCGACGAAUCGAAUUUGUUUUGCGUAACGUUGCGCGGUAGAGAAGUUGAUGCGUAUAACAACGCUCCGGAGCAAUGGGAAAGACGUCACGGUAUUCACAGCGCAUAUGUGAAAAAGACAAAUAAGAAGAAGCGGGGAAAAGGUUGA